AUGGCAACCAAAGUGGUUUGCAAAUCUAAAAUACUCCUCACACCCGAUUACUAUGCCCUCUGGUUGCUCUCCAUGAAAGCCAAGCUUCAUAAAGCCAAAUUGCUCACCAUCUUCACUGGAAUCCACACCUGUCCUGACCCUGAAACAGACAAAGAGAACACUAAGCUCUAUGUCAAACUUAACAAAGAUGUGUAUGCCAAAAUCAUCCAACAUCUCAAUCAAGAAAUUCUCGCGUAUGUCAGCUCUACCCUACCCAAGGUCAAUGAAUUCAAUGGAUACAAACUCUGGCAGCUCCUCAAACAAAAUUAA
Molecule: messenger RNA, 309 nt
Organism: Puccinia graminis f. sp. tritici CRL 75-36-700-3
Lineage: Eukaryota; Fungi; Basidiomycota; Pucciniomycetes; Pucciniales; Pucciniaceae
Exons: 1
Coding region: 1-309 (102 amino acids)
Source: RefSeq, a predicted model, not a curated record